Mirounga angustirostris (Northern elephant seal) is the source of this 3380-nucleotide messenger RNA. It is a transcript of the gene FMO5, whose product is annotated as flavin containing dimethylaniline monoxygenase 5. Bases 169 to 1770 code for a protein of 533 amino acids. The transcript is spliced from 9 exons. Gene Ontology annotation, molecular function: N,N-dimethylaniline monooxygenase activity; NADP binding; flavin adenine dinucleotide binding. The record is from RefSeq and is a predicted model, not a curated record. NCBI's taxonomy places the organism in Eukaryota, Metazoa, Chordata, Mammalia, Carnivora, Phocidae.
CCAGGAAGUUCAAAGUGGAUGUGGAGAGGGGAGGGAUGGAAACACAGGGUUGCUGUGUCUCUAGAGACUGUGGUUGACCCUCCGGGCAACUGCAAUCGAGGUGGUCGGAUUUUUUUUCGGCUCAAAGCAGGUUACAUUGAUCUAGCCUGGUAAAGAUAUCGGGAGACCAUGACCAAGAAAAGAAUUGCAGUGAUUGGGGGAGGUGUGAGUGGGCUCUCCUCUAUCAAGUGCUGCCUGGAGGAAGGCCUGGAGCCAGUCUGCUUUGAAAGGACGGAUGACAUUGGAGGGCUCUGGAGGUUCCAGGAAAAUCCUGAAGAAGGAAGGGCCAGUAUUUACAAAUCAGUGAUCAUCAACACAUCUAAGGAGAUGAUGUGCUUCAGUGACUAUCCCAUCCCAGAUCAUUAUCCUAACUUCAUGCACAACUCCCAGGUCCUCGAGUAUUUCAGGAUGUAUGCCAAAGAAUUUGAUCUUCUAAAGUAUAUUUGCUUUAAGACCACUGUGUGCAGUGUGAAGAAGCAGCCUGAUUUCUCCACUUCAGGCCAAUGGGAGGUAGUCACAGAAUCUGAAGGGAAAAAGGAGGUAAAUGUCUUUGAUGGAGUCAUGGUUUGCACUGGCCAUCACACCAAUGCUCACUUACCCUUGGAAAGCUUUCCUGGAAUUGAGAAGUUCAAAGGACAGUACUUCCAUAGCCGAGACUAUAAGAAUCCAGAUAUUUUCACUGGAAAGAGAGUCAUUAUAAUUGGCAUUGGGAAUUCUGGAGGGGAUCUGGCUGUGGAAAUUUCCCACACAGCCAAGCAGGUUUUCCUCAGCACCAGGAGAGGGGCUUGGAUCCUGAAUCGUGUAGCAGACUAUGGUUAUCCUUUUGAUGUGUUAUUCUCUUCUCGAUAUAAGCAUUUUCUUUCGAAGAUUUGUGGUCAAUCAUUAGUAAACAGUUUUUUGGAGAAAAAGAUGAACCAAAGGUUUGACCACAAGAUGUUUGGCCUAAAGCCUAAACACAGAGCUCUGAGUCAACAUCCAACGGUGAAUGAUGACCUGCCAAAUCGUAUAAUAUCUGGCUUGGUGAAGGUGAAAGGAAACGUGAAGGAAUUCACAGAAACGGCUGCCAUAUUUGACGAUGGCUCCAGGGAGGACCACGUGGAUGCUGUCAUCUUUGCCACAGGCUAUACCUUUGCCUUCCCUUUUCUUGAAGAUUCUGUCCAAGUAGUCAAAAACAAGAUUUCCCUAUAUAAAAAGGUCUUCCCUCCAAACCUGGAAAAGCCAACUCUUGCAAUCAUAGGCUUGAUCCAGCCCUUGGGUGCCAUUAUGCCCAUUUCAGAGCUGCAAGGACGCUGGGUCACUCAAGUAUUUAAAGGGCUAAAGACAUUGCCCUCACAAAGUGAAAUGAAAGCAGAAAUAACUAAGGCUCAAGAGGAAAUUGCUAAAAGGUAUGUGGAGAGCCAACGCCAUACCAUUCAGGGAGACUAUAUAGAUACCAUGGAAGAGCUUGCUGAUCUGGUGGGCGUCAGGCCCAAUCUGCUGUCUCUGGCCUUCACUGACCCCAAAUUGGCAGUACAGCUAUUUUGGGGACCCUGCACUCCAAUCCAGUAUCGUCUUCAAGGCCCUGGAAAAUGGGAUGGAGCCCGAAAAGCUAUCCUCACCACAGAAGAUCGUAUCAGGAAGCCAAUGAUGACUAGAGUGAUUGAAAGCAGUAAUUCCACAACUUCAACAAUAACAAUGGCCAGGUUUAUGCUGGCUGUUAUUUUCUUUGCUAUACUUAUGACCUACUUUUAGCUGUCCCAUUUGUCAUUGCCCUAGUUUUCUUUGGAAAAUUGGAUCUACAGAUGCCUUAAGAAUCUGAUGAGAUUGAACAACUCUCAGCUUCACAUUGCCCAGGAAUUUACUUUUAUUGCUUUUGCCAAAGCAUUAAUCCUCUGUCCUCUUUUCACUAGAGUGAGAUGCUAGCUUUUCAUUCAUAUUGAUUUCCCUCCCUUCCUUUCAUGACCCAUCACUUUUUCCUUUUAGUAACCCCUGGACUAUGAGCACAGGUAUUCUUUUAGCCAUCUUUGUUUGUCCUUAGCAGACUUCUUUACAUGUGGUAUGUGCUUAAUAAAUGUUUGUUUUCAUUUAUCAAAUAUUAUGGUGGGGAGCAAAAGUCAAUAUCUGUAUAAGAAAUGGGGACUCCAUGUAAUUCUGUAGCUGAUAGGAUUUGGUUUUCUAUUAGAAGCUCAAUCUUUUGUUUUUUUUAAUAUUGUAACUAAAUGUAUAUCUCCUGACAGAUAAGAGAAAUAAUGGUCUUGUAUACAUCUAAGAUAAGAUAUAUAAACACUUAACCAUUUUAUUUCACUAGCUACUCACUAGUAUGUGUGAUACUCUUUUCCCCUAAGCAGCAUGUCUUUGUUUUUUCAAUGAGAAAACUUUCUUCAGCUUUCUAGGCUCAUGGGUCAUUCUAAUAAUCUAGCAUCUGCCAAUAGGUUCAACUUGGUUGAAAAAUUUGGGAUUUUAAGUUAGCUGUCCUAUCUUCUUUUGAUCUCUUAGUUCCCAUAUUAGGAUCCAAUACGACUUUGUCUUAGAUCCGUAGCUGCCAACUUUUGUAGUAUGGCCUAUGUAUGUGAUUUGAUUUGUCAUCCUUUACUCCUACUUUCUCCUCUCUACUCCCUCACACACACAGAAUCUAAGUAGUACGUAUUCAAAGAGGUCAUUUAUGUAUUAAAACAGGAUUAAGGGGCGCCUGGGUGGCUCAGUCGUUAAGCGUCUGCCUUCAGCUCAGGUCAUGGUCCCAGGGUCCUGGGAUCGAGCCCCAUGUCAGGCUCCCUGCUCAGGGGAAGCCUGCUUCUCCCUCUCCCACUCCCCCUGCUUGUGUUCCCUCUAUCGCUGUCUCUCUCUCUGUCAAAUAAAUAAAUAAAUAAAUAAAAUCUUAAAAAAAAAAAACAGGUUUGAGGGGUGCCUGGGUGGCUCAGUUGGUUGAGCGUCCGACUCUUAAUUUCGGCUCAGGUCAUGAUCUCAGGGUUGUGAGAUCCUGCAGCAGGCUCACACGCUGGGUAUGAAGUCUGCUUAAGAUUCUCCUUCUCCCUCUCUCAUUCCCCAUUCCCCUCUCUAAAAAAUAAAUUAUAAAUAAAUAAAUAGGAUUGAUGUUAACUAAAUAUAGGGACAUUCUGCUUAUAACAGUUCUUUUAAUGUCAUACAAUGUAGUUCUGAAAAACAGAGCAAAUGAAAUGAAAAGCAGGGACUUCCAUUUAUGUCCUAGGACUGCUGUUGAUUCCUUUUUCUCAUUUGUAGAAUAUUUGUUCUGUUUUUGUCUCACAAAGUUAAGUAAGUGUUAACUGUUAGGCACACCGAAUUUCAUCAGGAAUGAUACUGGGUGUACCAGCCAGUCUUAUAUUCAUAAAUAAACUGUUCUGCAA